Lagenorhynchus albirostris (white-beaked dolphin) is the source of this 819-nucleotide messenger RNA. RefSeq names its product copper metabolism domain containing 1 (gene COMMD1). Gene Ontology annotation, biological process: regulation of proteasomal ubiquitin-dependent protein catabolic process; negative regulation of protein localization to cell surface; positive regulation of protein ubiquitination. The coding region runs from base 15 to 545 and encodes 176 amino acids. Lineage: Eukaryota; Metazoa; Chordata; Mammalia; Artiodactyla; Delphinidae. The record is from RefSeq and is a predicted model, not a curated record. The transcript has 4 exons. Gene Ontology annotation, cellular component: endosome.
GGCCUCCGCCAACUAUGGCGGGCGAGCUUGAGGGCGUUAAGCCGCUGAGCGGGUUGCUGAGCGGCCUGGCUCAGGACGCUUUCCAUGGGCACCCGGGCAUCACAGAGGAGCUGUUGCGGAGUCAGCUCUAUCCGGAGGUGCCACCUGAGGAGUUCCGCCCCUUUAUGGCGAAGAUGAAGGGGAUUCUUAAGUCUAUUGCAUCUGCAGACAUGGAUUUCAACCAGCUGGAAGCAUUCUUGACUGCUCAAACCAAAAAGCAAGGCGGGAUCACAUCUGACCAAGCUGCUGUCAUUUCGAAAUUCUGGAAGAGCCAUAAGACAAAAAUCCGAGAGAGCCUCAUGAACCAGAGCCGCUGGGACAGUGGGCUUCGGGGCUUGAGCUGGAGAGUUGAUGGCAAAUCGCAGUCAAGACACUCAGCUCAAAUGCACACUCCUGUUGCCAUAAUGGAGCUGGAAAUAGGGAAAAGUGGACAGGGUGAACAAGUACUGUGGACUAGCAGCCAGUGUCAAGGAAAAGCGAAAAGAAGUAACAGAACAGGACUUUAGGGACCAGGGUUCUAUUCCUUCUCCUAUCAACUAUCAAAGAAAUAGUCUGGAAUCUGAAUUUCUGUGUUUGGAGUUUGAUGAGGUCAAGGUCACCGAAGUCCUGAAGAAGCUCUCAGAGGUAGAAGAAAGUAUCAGCACACUGAUGCAGCCAGCCUAGCUGAAGAUGGAGCUGUUGAAGCAAAGGUGUUCAUGAUCCCUCCCCAGGGACCUGCUUUUUUAAAAAAAAAAAAAAUCUUAUUCCCCCAAUAGUAUUAAAUCCUCAAGUUCAAAUCUU